AAUUUAGUCGAGCAGUUCGUGUGCGGAGUGCGGGAUGUACACUUAAGAAGCCGCAUGUUCCGUCAUCACGACAUUACACUACUCCAGGCAGUAGAGAUCGCCAGAGCAGCUGAGCUCUCUGAGCAAUCAACAGCUGAUUUGGAGCGGCUACAGUUGUCAUCUCAAACACCAGGGCACGUUCCGUUCGCUCCACCGGCCUCACAAGUACAUGACAUUGACUAUGAUGAUUUUACACCUUCUGAGGACCUGGAGCCCGACAACGUCGGCCAAGUCCGUGCCCAACCGCGGCGGAAGCAACCUGCAUCAUCAGCCGCCACACCGCUGACACCGCAAAACUCCAAGGUGUCUUGCCUUAGUUGCGGAGGCCGCCACGACCGCCAAACCUGUCAAUUCAGAAACGCAAUCUGCCGCCGCUGUCAGAGGCAGGGGCACAUCGCCCAAGUCUGCCGAGCCUCUUUGCCGGCCCCUGCCUUCUUUCAAGCUAAUGAGAGAACCAAGUCGCAGCAGCGCCGCCAGCAGCCACCGAAACCAACUCGCAGAGGAGACGACUGCCAUAAUGUGUCCGAACCACAAGAAGUAGAAAGUUUCAUCAAUCAAGCCUCCUCGGGAUCUCGCAAAGUUACAGCCAAUGUCCACCUGGCAGCUCGGGUGCUACAAGGGAACCCCCAUCUCCCUUAG
This is a messenger RNA of Thamnophis elegans (Western terrestrial garter snake), 678 nucleotides long. RefSeq lists its product as uncharacterized. The transcript has 2 exons. Lineage: Eukaryota; Metazoa; Chordata; Lepidosauria; Squamata; Natricidae. The record is from RefSeq and is a predicted model, not a curated record. Bases 55 to 678 code for a protein of 207 amino acids.